GAUUUUCCCUUGGAUUCCACUUGCUGACAUGGAACCGAGGAGGCUUGGACGGUUAGUGUUUCUGCUCUGCUGCGUUGCGGCCGUCACAUGCAGUCUGCACGCGGGAGCUCAGGCCCAACCCACUCUACGACAACAAUCCCAAGGCUCACCCCACAAUGGAGCAGUGCGUAGGGUGUUGUCGGAGACGGCGAACAGAUCGCACAGCGACCUUUCGAGAAGGACGAGAAGAAUCGAUCCUCUUGAUGGCUUGAGGAAGUAUGAGGGAGGGUUCAACAUCACAAACAAUCAUUACUGGAGUUCGACCAUAUUUACAGGUAGAUCUGGAUACAUCAUUGGUGCAUUAUGGCUUAUUGCUGGUAUCAUUUUUGCGGGCUUCCUUCUUGCCUCGAAGAUUUUCUUCGCCAAAAGUAACGAAAGAGAAAGAGACGGUGUCAUCGAUGAUUUUCUUGACAGAUGCCAUCUUGUGUCUGUCAUACUUAUCAUUCUUCUUGCAGUUUUUGCCAUAGUUGCAUCGGCGAUCGCGCUUCAGGGCGCCGUACGAUUUCAUUCUAGAGCAGAGUCCAUCAAAGAUAUCGUCGGGAGGACAGCGCUUGAAGCGACAGCGACGAUUUACAACAUCACAGGAGCCAUUGAGAAGAUGCAGAACAUAUCGAAGCUAUACAACAUUAGUAGCCAAUCCUUUGAUCAUCUGAAUUCCACGGUAAAGGCACUGAACUCUGAAGCCGUGGAAAUUCAGGCGAAGGCCGAAAAGAACAUGCGCUUGGUCAGCAAAGGCAUCAACACAUUAGAACUUGUCAUCAUUUUAACCGUGACGCUGAAUCUUGUCGCGGUCCUUGUCUUGCUAGUGGGAAGACCUCUGAGGCUACAGAAGUUGUACUAUAUGUGCAUAGCCUUGUGCUGGGUACUGACAGUCCUCUUCUGGAUGUACUUCGGGCUGUACUACUUCCUCGACAAGUUCGCCGGCGACACGUGUGCGGCCCUCGAGGAGUACCAGCUGAACCCCAAGAACAGCACGCUGGGCGCCAUCAUACCCUGCAGCGAGAAGAUGUCCGGGAGCGUCAUCCUGCACGAUGUUGGUGCAGGCAUACAUGACAUCAUAGACCAGGUGAAUUCGAACAUUUACAUGAUCAAGUCGGAGUACACCGUGAAGCAGCUGGACUACAUCUGCAACCCGUUCGCCGGGCCGCCGGGGUACCGGUACCGGCCGGAGAACCGCGCUUCCGGCGCCGCCACCAUUGGUGACAUCCCUCAGAUCCUGAGGAGGCUGACGUGCUCGGAGUUGGGCGGUGGCGCCAACUGCGCGCCGGCCGACCUCUCGUCGGCGAUCGACUACGACAAGGUGCAGACCUACACGAGCUCCAUCCAGAACGUGCUGGACAUCUUCCCGGGCACGGAGCGGCUGGUGAGCUGCGAGCUGGUGAAGGCCGGCUUCGCGGACAUCGUGGGCAACCAGUGCGCGCCGCUGCGCCGCGGCGCGCGGGCGACGUGGGCCGCGCUCGCCGCCCUGUCGAUGGCCAUGGCACUGCUCGUGCUCGCCUCGGCGGCGUGCGGCGGCGUCGGAGGGUCGCGCCACGCCGGCGACGACCGCCACUCGGUGCGGCACCUCACGUCGUCGUCCAACUCGGAGGUAUCGGAGACCGAGUUCGCCGAGAUGCCGGCCAAGAAGGUGCGAGUGAAGAUCGUCGGGCCGUGAGAGGGAGAUCAAAUUCUUUUUGCUGUGCUCUUUGCUAUUUGCAGGUGAUAGUUUGGGAGAGAGUAUACAGCCGGCGGGAGAGACUGAUCCCGGAGAGAUCAUCCAUCGCCGGCGCGCCGUUGACGCGAAAUGUUUGGUUUCUUUUCGUGCGUGGUCUGGAGAAUCCAGCCAUACACAUAUGCAGUCUUGGUAUAGGAGAGGAAAAAGAAGAAAUUGGUGUAAUCCUGUAUAUGACCGGCAAAAAUGAUACUGUUUGUAUAUAGAUUUUUUAAU
This is a messenger RNA of Triticum aestivum (bread wheat), 1966 nucleotides long. RefSeq lists its product as uncharacterized. The record is from RefSeq and is a predicted model, not a curated record. Bases 29 to 1693 code for a protein of 554 amino acids. Gene Ontology annotation, cellular component: membrane. NCBI's taxonomy places the organism in Eukaryota, Viridiplantae, Streptophyta, Magnoliopsida, Poales, Poaceae. The transcript is spliced from 10 exons.